AUGAUGUUUUGUUGCUUAAAAAAUUGUUUCAACGGCCUUGGGUUUACCGGAGUAAAAGCUCCACAGAAAGAGUUUAAUCCUAUAACAUUGGAUACAUCGCAUAUGGGUCAUGAAGUUGUCGUUGUAAUGAAUGGUUUAAGAGUUUGUGGACAAGGAUGCGCACUUACAAAUGUUCCACUGGUACAAAGUAAAAGCUAUUUUGAAGUUAAAAUAAGGCAAGACGGUAUGUGGGCUGUCGGUUUAGCAACAAGAUCCACUAAUUUAAAUACAACUGUCGGUGGCAAUGAUGCUGACAGUUGGGCAUUCAAUUCUGAUGGUAUUAUUAGACACAAUCAACAGGAGAUUCAUAAAAUUACAAAUCUUCCUCAAGAAGGCGAUGUUAUUGGAGUGUCAUUUGACCAUAUAGAACUUAAUUUUUAUAUCAACGGAAAAAAUAUAAAUGCACCAGUAAUGGGAAUUAAGAGUACAAUAUAUCCUGCCCUAUAUGUCGAUGAUGGAGCUAUUUUGGAUUUAAUUCUUCAAGAUUUCGUUCAUCCACCAGCACCUGGUUUCGAAAAAAUCAUGGUUGAGCAAUCUUUACUUUAA
Molecule: messenger RNA, 585 nt
Organism: Cotesia congregata
Lineage: Eukaryota; Metazoa; Arthropoda; Insecta; Hymenoptera; Braconidae
Source: the annotation of a GenBank genome assembly